Messenger RNA from Orbilia oligospora ATCC 24927, 1203 nucleotides. RefSeq lists its product as uncharacterized. Gene Ontology annotation, molecular function: ethanolamine kinase activity; choline kinase activity. The record is from RefSeq and is a predicted model, not a curated record. Bases 1 to 1203 code for a protein of 400 amino acids. Gene Ontology annotation, biological process: phosphatidylcholine biosynthetic process; phosphatidylethanolamine biosynthetic process. The transcript is spliced from 6 exons. Lineage: Eukaryota; Fungi; Ascomycota; Orbiliomycetes; Orbiliales; Orbiliaceae. Gene Ontology annotation, cellular component: cytoplasm.
AUGGAAGUCCCAUCUAUACCCCAUGUUUUCGACCAAUCGAAUCCCAAAGACUCAGUAGUUAAAUUAGUCACCUACUUGUUUCCAGAGUACAAGUCAAAAGACGGCUCCCAUGAUGAUAUUGAAGUCACGGUUGUGACCGAAGGGACCACGAAUGGAUUGUUCAAAGUCACCAACCACUCGCGUGGGAAUCAAUCAUUGGCGGAUAACGACACUGUUAAUACCGCUCUAGUGAAGAUCUAUGGGGAAGGCACCGAGACUUUGAUUGAUCGAGAAAAGGAAAUUAAUUUCCAUAGUAUACUUUCGGAUCAUAACCUCGCUCCCUCGUUGCUUGUUCGCUUCUCAAAUGGUCAUGCCUACCAAUUUCUUCCAGGAAAACCCUGCCCAGUAACAGGUAUUACGGAGGAGAAAAUAUGGCGUGGUGUAGCUAGAGAAUUAGCCCAGUGGCAUGCGAUCCUUCCAGCGGCCAAAUUCAACCUUGAGAGUGAUAGCGACGGUGUUAAAUCAGUUCUUGAUCAUAAACCAAAUAUUUGGUCGACGGCAAAAAGAUGGCUCGAAGCGAUUCCAGAAAGUACAGGACAGGAAAAAGCCCAGAAAGAGAUGUUGCGUAGCGACUUUGAGCAUCUGGUGCACAGGCUACGCCCAGGUGACGAAGCAAAAAAGCAUCAUUUUGUGCUCGGACACGGUGAUCUUCUUUCCGGUAAUAUAAUUAUACAAGAUUCUGUUAAGAACGCAACGGGUCAUGAUGUUGAAACUGUCAAGUUUAUCGACUAUGAACACUCUACUUAUUGCCCACAAGCAUUCGAUCUUGCCAAUCAUUUUUCUGAAUGGACAGGCUUUGAUUGUGACUACAAUCUGCUACCGACGGCAUCAACUCGGCGUGAAUUCAUUCGCGAAUACCUUCGCAGUUAUCAAAACGCCACAAAGCAGCCAAGCAUUGAAGGAGACCAGCUCGAAGUAUCUGAGGAAGAAGUUUCUCGACUGUUAUCUGAAGUUGAUAGUUAUCGAGGGUUCCCUGGCUUUUAUUGGGGCUUAUGUGCCGUUAUCCAAACUCAUGCAAGCACUGGAUCCAUAGACUUUGAUUAUGCUGGCUACGCAGAACUCCGGUUUGCUGAGUACCGGGCUUGGCGAGAGGAAGAGGAUGGAACGAGGGCUACAAAUGGGAAAGAUAUCCCGCUUCGAGAGGUGAAGUGGGCAACUGCAUAA